Molecule: messenger RNA, 1272 nt
Organism: Aspergillus glaucus CBS 516.65
Lineage: Eukaryota; Fungi; Ascomycota; Eurotiomycetes; Eurotiales; Aspergillaceae
Exons: 3
Coding region: 120-1058 (312 amino acids)
Molecular function (GO): glycosyltransferase activity
Source: RefSeq, a predicted model, not a curated record
UUUCUGCAUCGCAAAGGUCGUGACAGCUUGUUGUUCUUGCCUUGUCACAUUCGAUCACAGCAAAAGCUCAUCAGGCACAGCAAAGACAGGUAGAGGCACAUCAUCCCCGACCCAGCACCAUGUCCACGGAUCCUAAGCGUGAUCGUGUCACAGACGCCACAAAAGUAUGGGCCUCUCUCUUAACAAACACCGAAUACCUGGCUGGCAUUUUGACCCUCGAAUACUCUCUCCGGAAAGUGGGCACGAAAUAUCCGUUCAUCGUUCUGUACACGGACUCACUCCCCGAGGAAGCCCAUGCAGCUCUUGAAGCCCGCGGUAUACUUAAACAACCUGUUCCCUACCUCAAGCCAUCUAUGACGACCGAUUUGAGCCUGGACAGACGUUUAUAUGAUGCCUGGACCAAGCUGGUGUGCUUUUCACUUUACGAAUAUGAGCAUGUUGUUGUCCUGGACUGCGACAUGAUGGUGCUUCACAAUAUGGAUGAGUUGAUGGAUGUUGAGUUGGAUCCACCAGAAAUGGAGGGCAAUGGGAAUCGCGUGUUUGGUAGUACCCAUGCAUGUGUUUGCAAUCCGCUCAAUAGGCCUCACUACCCCAAAGAUUGGAUACCGGCCAAUUGCGGAUGGUCCCUCCAGCAUGACACCCCAGAACUCGCCCAGACCAUUGCUCCUCCAAUCGAAGCAGGCUUUGGCUUGUGCAACACAGGUAUUAUCGUGACAAGACCGGGCGAAGGCGUAUACAAGAAAAUCACCGACAGCCUGGCUACGUCUAAUACAUCCGAUUGGAUCUUUGCCGACCAGUCUCUUCUUUCAGAGGUUUUCCAAGGCCGUUGGGCCCCGCUUCCAUACAUUUACAAUGCCCUUAAAACGAAGCGGUGGAAGGGUGUGCAUGACGCCAUCUGGAGAGAUGAUCGUGUCAAGAAUAUCCACUACUUUCUGACACCUAAGCCAUGGGAUGAGACUCCGCCUUUUCACGCAGAUCCAACGCACACAUGGUGGUUUGAGAUGAAUGAAAAAAGGAAGGAGGAGGACAAGGCCAGCGGUUUCACCGAUGGGUUUUGAGUCGAUUUAUGCUAAGCCUAUGGGUAUAUGGUAGUUAACCAGUGAUGUGUAAUUAUUAUUUUGGUAAUCCUUCUUAACGCAGGAUUCAAACUACCAGAUGCAUGAGCGUUUAAUGUAUUGAUCCUAUCACUCCAACUCCCAUAUGGUCUAUGUGCUCUGGAAACAAAUCCAACCCAAGAUAGAAUUUCCAAAUAUCUUCUGCGGUGUAAGGCCC